Molecule: messenger RNA, 1985 nt
Organism: Liolophura sinensis
Lineage: Eukaryota; Metazoa; Mollusca; Polyplacophora; Chitonida; Chitonidae
Exons: 2
Coding region: 77-997 (306 amino acids)
Molecular function (GO): acetyltransferase activity
Source: RefSeq, a predicted model, not a curated record
GAACUCACUACCUCGUUGGUCAAGGGCCGGGUAGUCCCAAGCCUUACUCAACCACCAUUAUAAAUGCCAUGUAAUAAUGAAACCAACGUGUAUGGUUUUUAAUGUGAUGAUGGCAAUGUCACGCGAUGAAGCCUUGAAUUACAUCUCCAGCAAUCUCAAUAUUCCUGAUGCUGCAAACUUGCUCAACGUCCGUGGUUUGCAUCUUUUGAACAAAAUAUUAACGUCGUUUCACGCGAGAGUUCCCAUUCAAACCAUCACUCUCCACGCAGUGCCAAUGAAAUGGAGACAUCGGCCAAAUUGGGUAACUGUGAAAGAGAAUGUCUGUUGUGGUGUAGGAGGCUUGUGUUAUGAACUGAAUAUCUUCAUGUUUGCACUCCUCUCUGCGCUAGGAUUCGAUGUCUAUUUAACGAAAUCAUCCGUCUCUCAGCCACACAACCAUGUGGUCAUCAUCGCACGAAAUGUCGCCAGUCCCGGAGAUCUCUUCCUUGUGGAUGCCGGUUGUGGUUUCCCGACAUUCCAAGCGGUCGAUUUGAACUUUGACCUGGAAUCUGCUGAAUAUUGCCAGUCAUUCUUGUGCUAUAAAUUGGUGAAGCAAUCCAACGGGAAAGUGCUGCGUUUACAUAAAAGACACUCCUUAGUAAAGUCUUUAGAACCAAAUGAUGCCAAGUCUGAGUGGAAACGAUAUUAUGAUUUUGAACUAAAACCUUUCUCCAUUGAAGAGAUAGACGAAGAAUUUGACCGGGUAUUCGAAACUUACACGGCCACAACAUCCCAUGCCAUUUUUAGAUGCACAAUGUUUCCGGGUCAACGUGCUUGCGCAAUUCGCAACAAGGUUGUUUUAGUAGAAAAUGAUACCAAAGAACUGGAUGGUACUGAGUACGAAACUUCGGCUGAUUUAGUCAAUGCUGUCUGUGGUCAUUUCCCAGUUUUCCAGGAAUAUCGAGCAUUAGUAUCUAAGGCGGUUAACACGUUGGGGUUGUUUAACAAAUCAGUUUAAAAUUCCCUCAUAGAAUUCAAUGGAUUUCGUUGUACGUUUUUUAACGCCAUACUAAAGAACUUUUCACUUAAACGACUGUGGUCAGUUUUAUUGUUGGAGGAAACCGGAGUCCCCAGAUAGAUUGCUGGGCCAAGGAUCUCGCCGCGUUCUUAGAGUCAUAACUUUAAUCAUUAAAUUUGAUUUGUCCCUUUCCGUUACUUUAACUGAAAUAGUAGUACAAUAACUUACCCAGGUCUUUCGUUGUCGAGCAAUAUUUUGACCUUGUUACAUCAGAAAUAACAAUUUUAAAGUGAUUUGAAAUUUUGAAUCAAGUCUAAGAUGGCUUCGUGAGCCCGGGGCCUGCGCUUCGGCGAACUACUCCCAUGUCACUUUCAGAUGUGCACACUGUACUGGUGCAAGACAACUGGGGCUUAUUACACAAAACCAUUUCUGACUUAAGUCAACAUUUGAGAUUGGACUUCAAAGCCUAAUUUUCGGGACGAUAAAUAUUAAACUUUUACCACCUCGUUAAUGAUAACCCUAAAGUGUCAAACUUCAAACUUGCAAUACAAAAUUCUAAGCACUGUAAUGAAAUGUUUAAUUUUGACUUAAGUCAAAUAUAUUUUUAUGGAAUCGGCCCCUUGUCCGUUAGAUUGCGUAAACUGCGACAGGAGCGUUGUCAUCCGUUUAUUGUCACCGUGUUCCCAGAGAACAUUAAGUGCAGAGGAAACUAUGAAGUCCUUGUCCACGUCGUGCUUCCACUGUAACCGUACUAAAUUAACUAUCCAUUUGUCAGUGUUUAUUUAUUUAUUUGAUUGGUGUUUUACGCCGUACUCAAGAAUAUUUCACUUAUACGACGGCGGUCAGCAUUAUGGUGGGUGGAAACCGGGCAUUUGUCAAUGUAUAUCUGCUACAAUUUACAUUAGAACGCGAGGAUGCAUCAGACCGUGCCAUUGUCGGCUACCAGAACCGCUACUCGCAGUACGUGUAGGCCUAACUGUGGAUACCG